Molecule: messenger RNA, 2790 nt
Organism: Anguilla anguilla (European eel)
Lineage: Eukaryota; Metazoa; Chordata; Actinopteri; Anguilliformes; Anguillidae
Product: epidermal growth factor-like protein 6
Exons: 13
Coding region: 230-1894 (554 amino acids)
Cellular component (GO): membrane
Molecular function (GO): calcium ion binding
Source: RefSeq, a predicted model, not a curated record
GAGAGAGAGAGAGAGAGAGAGAGAGAGAGAGAGAGUUGGGAAACAGACAAACACAGAAAGAAGUGUGGGCAAAGGAGUGUAGUUUCAUCUGAGCACUGGUGAGAACUGCUCUGCAGGCUGUGCUGGGUGUGACACCAAGGGAGCAAAUAAACACAAAUCACUUUUUUAAAUCAGUGAUCUCGUGGAGAAACCCUGUACUGAGCAGUGGAUCUUUUUGUGCAGAAGAGACAUGCUGCCAAUCAGCUGGAUCAGUGCACUGUCUGUCCUGCUGUGUAUCUCCUUUGGUAGUGCAGACCUCUACAGACACUACAGACAGGUGUCUGCUGGAAACCAGCCAGGUUUGUGUCGCUAUGGCAAGACACUUGAGUGUUGCUAUGGCUGGAAGAAGAACAGCAAAGGACACUGUGAGGCUCAGUGUGGUCAAGGCUGUAAGCAUGGAGAGUGUGUGGGGCCCAACAAAUGCAAAUGCUUCCCCGGAUACACUGGAAAAGCAUGCAACCAAGAUUUGAACGAGUGCGGACUGAAGCCACGCCCGUGUGAACACCGCUGCAUGAACACGCACGGCAGCUACAAAUGCUACUGCCUUAAUGGAUACGCCCUCACUCCGGAUGGAUCCUGCACCAAUUCCAGGACAUGUGCCCAGGCACACUGCCAGUAUGGGUGUGAGGAGGUCCAGGGGGAGAUCCGUUGCAUCUGCCCCUCAGGGGGGCUUCAGCUAGGGCCGGACGAGCGCACAUGCAUCGAUAUUGAUGAAUGCGCGUCUGGAAAGAAUCUUUGCCCCUACAACAGAAAAUGUGUCAACACCUUUGGUAGCUACUUCUGCAAAUGCCGGGCUGGAUAUGAUCUUAAAUAUGUUAAUGGAAGAUAUGAUUGUGAAGUUGUUGUACUUUCAGACAUUAAUGAAUGCGUGACUGGGAUCCACAAGUGCAGUCACCAUGCCGACUGCCUCAACACGCACGGAUCCUACAAGUGCAAAUGCAGGCCAGGAUUCAGGGGAAGUGGAUUUGAGUGCUCUGUCAAGCCAUUUUAUCAAAGUUCACGGGACGGGGACAAAGGCAACACUGAUGAGAUCCGCAACGUCAUUCCCAACCCCUCUCUGAAGUCUCCUCGAAUUUUGGGAGGCAGUAAGCUGGACAGAGAGCUGAUCAAGAACGCGAUCCUCGAGCCUGCGGUCACACCAUCAACAAGGACGCAACCAUUUGACUAUGAAGGCGAGGUCUACGUCGGGAACCCUGGGGUGGAUGAGAAGCAGGAAGGCUUGCUUGAGGAAGAAGAGGAGGAGGAUGAAGAUGACAGUCAAGGGAACCAGAUUGACAAAGAGGAGCAGAGUCGAAGAGGAGAUGUUUUUGCAGUUCCCAGAGAGUUCCAGUCAGUAUUUGGUCCAGAGACAGAGGUAAAGGAGAUUCCUCUACCUCUUGGCCAAGAUGAGUUUAUCAUGGACUGCAACUUUGACCAAGGAGUUUGUGAAUGGGUGCAGGACAGGGAAGACGACUUUGACUGGAGUGAGGCCUACCAUGAUAACGGCAAAGAGUACUACAUGGCUGUGAGUGGGCCUCUGGGAAAGAGGAAGGACAUGGCCAGGCUCAACCUGGUCCUCAGUGACCGCGCCCAGAAAGGAGGCUUCUGUCUCACCUUCAACUACCGUCUGGUGGGACGGCAAGUGGGCGCGCUGCGGGUCCUGCUGGACAACGCCGGCUACCCCGUGUGGGAGCAGAGCCGCAGCCAAAAUCAGAACUGGCAGACGGAGCUCCUCACUGUGGCCUGGGAACAGGAGCCUCCCAAACUGAUUAUUUUUGAGGCCGAACGAGGUAAAGGAGUUCGGGGAGAAAUCGGGCUGGACAAUGUUGUCCUAACCUCCGGGCCCUGUCAAGAUGACAAAUCCGUCAUCGUUUAAGCAGCUGCAAACUUCAUUGGCAUGCAAAACGCAGGUCUUACUUCUGAUACAUGUGUUCAGCUGCCCAUUGCCUCUAGCUUCACAGAAAGGUAUAGCCAGGGGAAAGGAAAAUGUUUACAGAUACUUCAUUGUUAACUAAGGAAUAAAAUCCACACUGUACUGUAUCUGAGAUAUUGUUAUUUUGGUAAUGCCUAGCAUUCGUCAAAAUGAAAAUAUGCACCAUGUUCUAAGCUAGAUCUGUACUUGUUAAGUGCCAUUCAGUCAUUUUCACAGGAUGCUUAAUUGUAUCUGCAUUUUUAGAAAUUUCCAAGUGUAAUUUCUCAAGUGUCUUAUUUCUGGUUUUGUACAAAUGCACGCACCAAGUAAAGACUUAAUGAUCCACAGUCUGUGUUUUCACCAUGACGAGGAGCCUUAAAUCCAAAGUGCCUUAAACAAAUAAAGGCAUCUAAGGUUCUCAGUUACUCUUUACUAUUGCAGAAGCAUUUUUGUUGCUUUUUGUUGAUGUGUCACCAAUUAUUAUUUUUAUUUUUUUUUGCAGUGUGGUGCGUACACAGUAAAAUAAUUUUGUGUUAAAUCAACUCUUAGUGAGUACAUAUGGUCCCAAAUGGACUCAAAUCUCGUAUAUACUCUGUUAGAGUUUAAUUAAAUAGACAUUUUACUGUGUCAAUGCAUACAUAAGACAUUUUAAAUGUGUACCAUAGUCACUGGUUACAUAGAACACUUGUAAACACAUAUAAACAUAUAAACUUACAUAUAUGUGUAGGUUUCAUCGUGAAGUUUUUCCAUUGACAGUAUUACUCAUUGUCAAUAUUGAUAUAGUAACAUUGUAACUAUGCAUACAUGUUGUAAUUUAUGCUUUCGUACUGUAUUAAAAAAAGGUUUGUUUUUAAUGGGUG